AUGCACAAUCCAAGACAAUCAUCUUCCUUCCCUUCUGUUCCUCCCUCACAAUCUCUCCAACCAGUAAGGUUGCCAAAAUCAACAGGCCAAUAUUAUCAAUUGAACACCUUGACAGCGAGUGAUGCUACUGAACAGAUCAAGUCACUAGUCGUUCUGUCUGAUCCUAAGGCUGGUGUUGCUAGAUCUCCUUCAACUGUUUCUGUUCUAUCUGCUUCAUCAUUUAGUGUUCAAUUUACUGGAUUGACUAGCAAUGCUCGAUUCACAUUAUUAAUUGCUUAUGGAUUUGCUUAUUUGGAUGUGGAAACUACCAGUUAUGUUCAAUUAAUUAUGAUAUCCUCACAGUCAGUGUAUAACUAUGCUACAGGAACAGCUCAAAUUGAGACAUUUGCUUUACAGAACUCGUAUGAGAGCUCAUUGGGUCAAUUUUGUUUAUCUAAUUUAUCUCCAUAUGCAUUGACAUAUCUUUCUCAAAUUGAUAAUAUUCGAAACAAUGUAUUUUCAUCUCCAUAUCUUCAAUCUCAAAAAUUAAUUCUCAAUGGUAAAUGGAAUGGACAACCAACUUUACAAAAAAUUACAGAAUUUGUUUCGAAUGGAUUCACCUAUCAAUUGAAGAGUAGUAUUGAUAUCCAAUUCCAAGAAUUAGCAAAUACUCAAAUCAUAAUUCCUUUACAAUUCAAGAGACAUAUUGGAGCUGUCUUUGAAAAGAUUGAUAUUGAUGAUUUCAAGAUUAGUGAAAGACCAGCUGAUCCGCAAGAAUUGGAAAGUCUAUUCGAAAGGAUACGUCAAGAAACUAUCUUUUACAAGGUGAGUCUUGAUCCUAAUACCGCUCCAGUCUCUCAGGAAUAUUUAACAGGAGCAGCUGCUGAAACUAAUGUUGCCAUUCUAAUGACCUAUGCCUAUUACUGGGCAGAUUUCUUUGAUUGGUAUCGUAAUCCAAUGGUCAGAGUGAUAAUCAAGGAUGGUAUUAUUGGAAUGAUUAGUAUUUCAGUGGCAGGUCUCAAUUAUUUCACAUGUCCUUAUGGUUCUCUUCGUAGUGAGAUACAACACUUUACUCAGGGAGACUCCUACCAUUCGAUUGGUUAUUCCUCCAUCCAUUCGAUAUACACAUUUGCCUAUGAUCAAAAGAAUUGGAAAAUCAAUACGCAAGUGAAUAUCAAUACUAAUGGAAUGGUUGCAAAUGUUGCCAGCCUGUCAAAUUUUGAAAAUUCCUUGAGUUGCAUUGAUGGAAAUUUCAAAGUAACCCUCUCGGAUAAUGUACUAGCAGAUUAUGAAAGCUUUUUCACUGAUAACUAUAUGAUUUCCAAGAUUGAUACUAGAAUGUCCAUUCAGUCAAUUGAAAAUUUUACACUUCUCUACGUUGACGAUUUGGGAAGUGAAUUCACAGGCCCAUUAAUUACACCAGAGAGUUUCGUUGGAGAUUUGCAAUUCAAUCCAGGAUUUUGUGAUGAAACUAUUGGUACUGGAUUAGGAAAUCAAUUAUCUUACUAUUUUUCUUCUAGUGAUUUUUCAGUCGAAAGGUUUCCAGAAUAUUCGACAAGAUUGAGCUAUGAAAAUGGAGUUUCUUAUCUUUCAGAUACAAAUUCUGUUGGUUUAAAGUAUUCCAAUCAUGAAUAUUUGCAGGAUUUCUCCAUAGAAAUUGAUCAAUCUAUUCUAUUAUAUAAGGAACCCAAAGUUUCAUCUGUGAAUUUCACAUUAAUUCCAAAUCGUUCAGAAUGGAAUGAAAUGAAUGCUACAAUUCAAAUAUUUUCCUUUAACAGUGGGGAUUGGGGUGGUGAAUUCACUGUUGAAUUGACUUGUUCCUAUCCAAUCAUAAUUUCCAAUAAUUCGCCUCAGAAAUUCAACGUGGAGCCAGGACAAAACUUUACAGCCUUCUUCACUGUCAAGAGUGAUUUCGACUCGUGCAAAACUGUAUCCCUCCAAUCUGUGUGUGAUUUCAAAAUUUCCAUCAAGAAAGAACAAUUGUGGACUAAUCUAGAAAAGGAAAUUUCUGCCCAUGAAUCUGUGGCCAUAGAUUAUGGAUAUUUCAUUCCAAGAUGUCAAGCCAAAUAUAAUGAACCAUUCCUCUGGCUGGAGAAUAUGACCCUAUCCUCUCCAUAUUUCCAGAGAAGUGCCCAUGAUGGAUUUGUCAACUCAAUUCUCGUAGUUUUGAAAACUAAUAGUUCAGAUUUAAUCCUUUCGAAUAUUGCAAGCGGUCUGUUGGCAGAUUCUAAUAAUCCAUUCCACUCAUGGAAAGAUUACUCAAUUAUUAUGCAACAUGCUGAAUAUUACAUGUUGAACUUUACGAUUUCAAGCACAAACGUUGCUAGAAUUUUAAGUGAACGAGUUGACCAAACGCUUUACACAUUCUCCCUCAAUUUAACUCUAUUAGAUAAUUAUAUUUGUUGGUCAACAAAUGGAAAAGGAGGAAUCUUCCCAUUUUCCUUUAGUGUUGCCUACGAUUGUCCAAUCGAGUAUACCGGUAUCCAAUGUGAUAUUCCAUUAUGUUAUGGAAUUAAUGCAACCAAUUAUACGAACGUAUGUUCAGGUCAUGGUGAUUGUGUAUCGCCAGAUUAUUGUUCCUGUCAUGCAAAUUACACAUCUGCCACCUGUUCUGUUCCUAUUUGUUAUGGUGUUCGUGGAGAUAAUUUAUCUACUUGCUCAUCCAAAGGUUCUUGUAUAGAUGCUAAUACCUGUACCUGUCAGAAUGGUUAUACAGGUGUCAAUUGUGAAAUUCCAAUUUGUUUCAAUGUUCCAGCUAAUUUUUCACAUUCAUGUUAUGGACAUGGUAACUGCAUUGAUCAUGAUCUUUGUUCAUGUAAUGAUGGAUACACUGCUUCAUUGAAUUGUUCACUUCCAAUAUGUUAUGGAUUAGAUUCUAGUCAGCUAAUUGUUUGUUCUUCACAUGGACAAUGUUUGGCUCCAAAUAAUUGUUCAUGUUUUGAUGGUUUUACAUUCGAUAAUUGUUCAAUUCCAAUUUGUUACAAUAUUGAUGCUUCCAAUAGUUCAGUGUGUACUGGAUUUGGUGAAUGUUAUUCUCCAAAUAAUUGUAAAUGUCAUGAAAAUCAUAUUGGAUUACAAUGUGAAAUUCCAAUUUGUUUUGGAGUUCCAUCAAAUGAAACUCAGUCGUGUAAUGGUAAUGGACAAUGUAUUCAAUAUAAUGAAUGUGUGUGUCAUUUAGAUUAUACAGGACUCAAUUGCUCCAUUCCAAUAUGUUUUGGAAGUAAUGCCACCAACCCAACUGUUUGUUCUUCGCAUGGCGUUUGCCAAGCACCAGAUCAAUGUCAAUGUCAUGAAGGAUAUACUGGAAUACAAUGUGAAAUUCCAAUUUGUUUCAACAUUCCAGCAACCAAUUCCAGCACAUGUUCAUUCCAUGGAGAAUGUAUCGACCAUAAUCUUUGCACAUGUCAUGAUGGAUACACUGCUGCAUUGAAUUGCUCCCUUCCAAUAUGUUAUGGAUUAGAUUCUAGUCAAUCAAUGGUUUGUUCUUCACAUGGUCAAUGUUUGGCUCCAAAUAACUGUACAUGUUUUGAUGGUUUUACAUUCGAUAAUUGUUCCAUUCCAAUUUGUUACAACAUAGAUGCUUCCAAUAGUUCAGUAUGUAGUGGAUUUGGUGAAUGUUAUUCUCCAAAUAAUUGUAAAUGUCAUGAAAAUCAUAUUGGAUUACAAUGUGAAAUUCCAAUUUGUUUUGGCGUGCCAUCAAAUGAAACUCAAGCUUGCAAUGGUAACGGACAAUGUAUUCAAUAUAACGAGUGUGUGUGCCACUCAGAUUAUACAGGAAUAGACUGUUCAAUUCCAAUAUGUUUUGGAAUUAAUGCUACUAAUCAAAGUCAUGUUUGUUUUUCACAUGGUAUUUGUCAAAAACCAGAUCAAUGCCAAUGUCAUGAAGGAUAUACUGGAAUGCAAUGUGAAAUUCCAAUUUGUUUCAAUAUUCCAGCUAUUAAUUCCAGCACAUGUUCAUUCCAUGGAGAAUGCAUUGAUUUCAAUCAUUGUUCUUGUCAUGAUGGAUACACUGCUUCAUUGAAUUGUUCACUUCCAAUAUGUUAUGGAUUGGAUUCUAGUCAGCUAAUGGUUUGUUCUUCACAUGGUCAAUGUUUGGCUCCAAAUAAUUGUUCAUGUUAUGAAGGAUAUACAGCUGAAAAUUGUUCCAUUCCAAUUUGUUACAACAUUGAUGCUUCCAAUAGUUCAGUAUGUAGUGGAUUUGGUGAAUGUACUUUUCCAAAUAAUUGUAAAUGUCAUGAAAAUCAUGUUGGAUUACAGUGUGAAAUUCCACUUUGUUUUGGCGUGCCAUCAAAUGAAACUCAGUCUUGCAAUGGUAAUGGACAAUGUGUUCAAUAUAAUGAAUGUGUGUGUCAUUCAAAUUAUACAGGAAUAGAUUGCUCAAUUCCAUUAUGUUUCAAUAUCAAUGCCACCAACCCAACUGUUUGUUCUUCGCAUGGUAUUUGUCAAUCACCAGAUCAAUGCCAAUGUCAUGAAGGAUAUACUGGAAUGCAAUGUGAAAUUCCAAUUUGUUUCAACAUUUCAGCUAAUGAUUCCAGUACAUGUUCAUCCCAUGGAGAAUGUAUCGAUUUCAUGAUCUUUCACUGUCAUGAUGGAUACACUUCAGCAAAUUGUUCAAUUCCAAUAUGUUAUGGAUUAGAUUCUAGUCAAUCAAUGGUUUGUUCUUCACAUGGACAAUGUUUGGCUCCAAAUAACUGUACAUGUUUUGAUGGUUUUACAUCUGAUAAUUGUUCAAUUCCAAUUUGUUACAACAUAGAUGCUUCCAAUAGUUCAUGUGAAAUUCCACUUUGUUUUGGCGUGCCAUCAAAUGAAACUCAAUCUUGCAAUGGUAAUGGACAAUGUGUUCAAUAUAAUGAAUGUGUGUGUCAUUCAAAUUAUACAGGAAUAGAUUGCUCAAUUCCAUUAUGUUUCAAUAUCAAUGCCACCAACCCAACUGUUUGUUCUUCGCAUGGUAUUUGUCAAUCACCAGAUCAAUGCCAAUGUCAUGAAGGAUAUACUGGAAUGCAAUGUGAAAUUCCAAUUUGUUUCAACAUUUCAGCUAAUGAUUCCAGUACAUGUUCAUCUCAUGGAGAAUGUAUCGAUCAUGAUCUGUUGCACAUGUCAUGA
Molecule: messenger RNA, 5082 nt
Organism: Naegleria gruberi
Lineage: Eukaryota; Heterolobosea; Eutetramitea; Acrasida; Naegleriidae
Exons: 3
Coding region: 1-5082 (1693 amino acids)
Source: RefSeq, a predicted model, not a curated record